This is a messenger RNA of Trichogramma pretiosum, 6196 nucleotides long. RefSeq names its product acetylcholine receptor subunit alpha-like (gene nAChRalpha4). The transcript has 13 exons. The record is from RefSeq and is a predicted model, not a curated record. Gene Ontology annotation, molecular function: acetylcholine-gated monoatomic cation-selective channel activity; transmembrane signaling receptor activity. The coding region runs from base 566 to 2329 and encodes 587 amino acids. Gene Ontology annotation, cellular component: synapse; postsynaptic membrane; neuron projection. Gene Ontology annotation, biological process: signal transduction; monoatomic ion transmembrane transport; regulation of membrane potential. Lineage: Eukaryota; Metazoa; Arthropoda; Insecta; Hymenoptera; Trichogrammatidae.
UGCUCGACAAAGGUCGCGCAGUCCGACGUGCCGCUCGUGUGAUAGUGCAACCGAUAUGCAGGCCAGGACGGACGACCAUUGAGUGCUAUAGCAGCAGCAGCAGUAUACGAUAUAGCAGACGAUAAGAUUACGCAGCCGGCGCAUACGUGCUCGCGGCCCGCGCGGCCAGCUUUAUCUUUAUUUUCCGUUUUAUUUUUCGCCUUCCCUCGCUCCUCCUGCACACGCCUGCGUAAUAAUAAUAUAUAUUGUGGCUCGAGAGGAUCGACGAGAUAAAUCCACUGAGGAAAUUCUUCAUUUUCAUUUAGGACGGAAGUGAAAGUUGUUUGUGGGUGAUAAUAUGCGGUUCGGAUGAAGUCGCACUUGUGCAGUGGUGAUGAUGAUGCAAAUUUUUUAAAUGAUUUCCAAGACACGUCGACGAAAUUCUCGAGAUCAGCAGUAGCGGCAACAUCUCUAAUCCGCUGCACUGGAGUUGAGAAGCAGCUCGUCGAGCUGUCGGCCGAAGCAGCAGGAGUGUUUGCGGUGUCGGUGGCGGUGGUGGAUGCAGCCGUAGCAGCUGCGUAGCACAAUGCCGCCGGUAUCAAUCGGCGAAACGUUGCGCGUCUGGCUGCUGUCGGCCCUGCUGGUGCACGGCGCCGUCGCCGGCAAUCCCGACGCCAAACGACUCUACGAUGAUCUUCUUUCCAACUACAAUAAACUCGUCAGGCCCGUCGUUAAUACCUCCGACGUGCUGCGGGUUUGCAUCAAGCUCAAGCUCUCCCAGCUCAUCGACGUCAACUUGAAAAAUCAGAUAAUGACGACAAAUCUCUGGGUGGAGCAGUCCUGGUACGACUACAAACUUCGCUGGGAGCCGAAGGAGUACGGGGGCGUGCACAUGCUGCACGUGCCUUCGGAUCACAUAUGGCGACCGGAUAUUGUGCUCUACAAUAACGCGGACGGAAACUUCGAGGUGACCUUAGCAACAAAGGCCACCAUCUAUCAUCAAGGCUUGGUUGAAUGGAAGCCACCGGCGAUUUACAAGUCUUCCUGCGAAAUUGACGUCGAAUACUUCCCAUUUGACGAGCAAACCUGCGUACUCAAGUUUGGUUCUUGGACCUACGACGGCUUCAAGGUGGAUUUGAGGCACAUGGACGAAAAAACGGGCAGCAACAUCGUCGACGUUGGCGUCGAUCUGUCCGAGUUCUACAUGUCCGUCGAGUGGGACAUACUCGAAGUUCCAGCAGUUAGGAACGAAAAGUUUUACACGUGUUGCGACGAGCCUUAUCUGGACAUCACGUUUAACAUAACGAUGCGCCGGAAAACACUUUUCUACACGGUCAACAUCAUCAUUCCAUGCAUGGGAAUAUCGUUUCUCACGGUGCUUACUUUUUACCUACCCAGCGAUAGCGGAGAAAAGGUGACGCUCUCCAUCUCGAUUCUUAUCAGUCUUCACGUGUUCUUCCUACUAGUUGUUGAAAUUAUACCGCCGACGUCGCUGGUGGUGCCCUUACUAGGCAAAUAUCUCAUAUUUGCCAUGAUACUAGUUUCGAUAAGUAUAUGCGUCACAGUGGUCGUCCUCAACGUCCACUUCCGUUCGCCUCAAACGCACAAGAUGGCACCCUGGGUCAAGAGGGUUUUCAUUCACAUACUGCCGAGGCUGCUGGUCAUGCGGAGACCCCAAUACAAAUUCGAACCCACGAGGUUCACGUCGACGAGGGCCCUGGUGAGGGGCAUGAGAGGCCAAAGAGACAAGUCUUAUUAUCCCUACCUGUCGAGUCACGACAUAAGCGACGAGCAUCUGACACCUUCCAAGAGAUUUCACAGCCGCACCUCCUCAAAGGAUGAUCUUUCGCCCUCAAGCCUGACCGACGGGGCGCGCUUCGGCGGCAGCUGUCUGAUCCACGGGCCGUCGCUACCCAGGCUACCGCUGCACGCCGACUGCGAGGACCUGCAGGUCGGGCCGAGCGCCGAAGUCGCGGCGGCGGCGGCCUUCGUCGACGGCACCAAGAGUCCCGUGCUGAGGCCGCCCUCAAGCUUCUCGCACUCCAAGUGCCCGCCCGAGAUCCAUCGCUCCUGCCUCUGCGUGCGAUUCAUCGCCGAGCACACAAAGAUGCUCGAGGACUCGACCAAGGUGAAAGAGGACUGGAAGUACGUGGCGAUGGUGCUGGACCGGCUAUUCCUGUGGAUAUUCACGCUGGCCGUGCUCGUCGGUACGGCCGGCAUUAUUCUGCAGGCGCCGACGCUCUACGACGACCGAGUUCCUAUCGACAAGAAGUUCAGCGAAUUCGCGACCACGACGGUCGUCAAGUGUCCGCCCCACAAGGGGGCAAAGUUCAUCAAUUUACGCAGGUAGACAUCGGAGAAACUCGCCGCAGCGGCUAGAUUGAUAUCCGAUCAGCAUCGGAAAUUGCCAACUUCGUUUACCAACUCGACUCUCUUCGGAAGCGCCAACUAUUCGAAGCAAUUUACGCUGCGCGCCAUAAUCGAACUUUCUCUCUCUUUCCCUCUCUCGUUCCCUGGCUACUUCAUAAAAUACAUAUAUCGAUAGGUAUAUGCUAUGCUGUCACGGCGAUGCACUGUUUAAAUACUUCGCUCCUCGAGAAAAGCAGACCGUGCAUUAUCCUAUUGUUUUUUCGGGAUCGACGACGACGAACUCGCGUAAGUAAUCAAAUAUGGGUUGAGAGUGAGAUUUUUGUUAUCGCGCCUUCGGACGUGUAAUUUGAUAAAGGAGCCUGCGCUUGAGUCAUAUCCGAUGCUACGCUUAUCGAAGAAGAUCGAGGGCUAAAGUACAUGCGCACAUUCGACUCGCACCCAAAUGGACGAACAGAGGCGGACAUUUUUUAUAAGUAACAUGUAACGUGAGACCGAACGAUACACUCAACUUGAUACAAGUGCCCAAUUUACGAAUAGUAUUAUAUUUUCGGUAGAGACAGACUUUUUGCAAAAACUUAUUGUAUAGACGAUAUAACAUAGUAUAGAUAAAUAUGUUAACUCGCACGCAAUUUUUAGGGAAAAUUAAUGUCUACAAUUUAUAAUAUAUACAAUAUACUUAGUAUUUAGAUACUAAUUUUCUCUGGGAAUUUCUCGAAUUAGCGUACGAAAGGUAGGCAACUGAAAAAAUGUUCAUCGUAUCGAGCCAUUCUGCGCUCGUACAAUUCUCGGAGGAAAAAGGGGAAAAGUUAUGUCGUGUAAACUAAAUUCUAUGUAAAAGUAAAAAUAAACAUGUGGGUCAAUGAACGCGAUUGCGUAAACCUUAUAGUUGUAUUUAUUUUUUCUAUAUAAUGAAAUAGAUCGACGGUGACUGCAAAGACAGCGAACAUUUUUAAAAUCGAACAAGUUGAAGCUUAAAAAUAUUUGUUAGAUAGUUCAUAAUGGGAUUCAAAUAACCAAAAUCAAUUAAAUUUUUAAACUUUAUCAAAAUAUUAUUAUUACUUUUCUAAUGUAAAAAAGAUAGAAAUAGUGACGAGUUUUACCUUCUAUGAAUCUAAUGUAAUCAUUAUGAAUUGGUUCAUUAUUAUGACCGUGAACAUUUUUCACAUCAAUUAUGAAGAAAUAAUUUUCAUUUUUAUCUCUUUUAUAUCGAUAUGUUAUUGGAAGGAUCUUCGAAGCCACCGCCGAAAUAAUACUUAUAAAAAAAUAUAUAAAUCUAGAUGUAGUUAUACAUCGUCACUCGCGAAAAGAGCGACGCAGCGCGCGCCGUUCAACGAAAAACUAACGAUCCGAAAAGAAGGAGGUGCGAGAGCGAGGAGAAAAAAACAGAGAGAAAAUAAUAGGUGACGAAAGCCGAUCUGCCGAAUGGUAAAAUCGAUACUUUUAGCAAAAAAGGAAAAAAAAAAGAAAAACAAACGAAAAAAGAUAAAGAAAUAGAGAAUUUUGUGAAUUCGAUAUAUAGCGUACGUUAUACAUGUAAAAAAUAAAAUUCACGACGAGGCUAGGGCUGCUGCGUCGUUAUUUUUCCCGAACGAAGCAUCAAAUGUAUAGCAUGCAUAUACACACUCGGCACACGAUAGUGUCUAUGUGCAAAUACACUUGCUUCCAAGGGGACGAGUAAAGCAUACGAAUUCUAAAGCUGGUAGCUGUAGUGUAAGUAAAAAAAAGCGGUAGAAUCGCGAAAAGAAAUAGAGAGAGAGAGAGCAUCGAGCUUUGCAAAUGUUACUAUACGUAGUGCAUGUUAUUAUUACGCGAUGGAAGGCAAAAAAGAAAUAAAAGAACUGCUCACAAGGCAGUUCUUCGGUUUCCGUCGCGAGUUCGGAUAUACACGCCAUUGUAAAUGCAUUAAAAUAACCGAGCAAUAAAAGUCCAAAAAUCAUCUCGCGUUCACAUCAAGGGAAAAAGUAGCUCGUGUAUAUGCGCAAAGGGGUGUGGUGGGAGAGCGGGUACAUGUAAUUACGCGAUCUCAUGCGCGUGUUUGUUAGUCGUAAAAGAUAAUAACAAUAAUAAUAAAAAUAAUAAUAAUAAUAGAUAAUAGAUAAUAAUAAUAAUGUACAAUGUAGGGCGAAAAGCACUCGGGAUUAUAAUGGCACAUAAAUAUUAUAGUUGACAUCAACAACAAUAAAAUUAACAAUAAUAACGCGUACCACCGCAUGUUUCGAGUAAAGUAAAAAUCGGUGUACAUAUAAUUCAAAUGAAAUUAACAGAAAAAUGAAUAUAAUACAAGUAUUUAUAUAUGUUGGGAAAAGAAUUUCCACGAGUGUUUAUUACUGUAACCGAGGCAUCCGAGACGUGUGUAUGUCUGUUAUUAGCAGCCGCGAGUUGCGAGCUAAAUUCGGUCGAAUAAUAUAUCAACAAUAAUGAUAAAACGACGGGAUAGUCGAGCAGGGUGUUACGUAAUGUUGCCACUGCCUGCGCCGCUGCUGCUGCUACGAUGCGCUUCUACACAUACACAGCCGCAGCAAAGAUUGUUCGUAUGUGUGUGUGUGUGGGUGGAUGUGAGUGUGUAAUAUGUUUGUAUAGUCGCGCAAGCGCUCUACUAAGCGCUCGUAGCUUUCGAACACACACGCGCGACAUUUUUUGCUUCAACCGACACGAUCUCGCGCGCCCAUACACAUACACACAGAAGAGCGCGCACACGCACCUCGAAGUACAUUGAAUGCUUUAACGUUCGACGCAAUAAAAAAUUUGUAAAAAUUUGACACAAAAAUCUGUAUAGGUCUAGAUGCGAGGAAUGUUGCAUUUUUUUUAAAUAAAUGAAAUACUCUACGUAUUUCGGUGCCAAAUGAUAUAAUUGUAUAACAAGUGCCAAAAUAAUAUAAUUGUAUAAACUCAUUGAGUAUCUCGUGUGUAUAUUGACGAACUAUCUUUGUUGGCUUGUUCAAACAAAUAAAUCAAUUAUUUAUAACGUACAAGUACUUUAUUAUUUUUAAUGUGAUUAUUUACAUCUAAAUACUAAGCAACAUUUUAGCAUAAUACAUUGUACUAACAUAAAAAUUAAGUAUUUGCUGUUUCACUUGAUCUCAUACAAGUAUUAUUCUCGUUGAACACGCAAAAAACGCACAUGUUUUUAUUAUUGUCAAGACUCAUUAAGUAAACAUUUUUAUUUAAGUAAAAUCCAAGACUUUUUUAAUGUUAUUUUUAUUUUAAUUUUGCGACGAAACUAAGGUAAUUCGUGUAACUAUAUAUAGGCAGUUGUAAAUGAAUUUGUAAAUAUUACAUCUUACUAUUCAUAAGAAAAAAUAUUUUUAGGAAUGGAAUGGUAAAGUGUAACAUAAACUUAAAAAUACAUCAUAAAAGUAUUACUUUUUUGUCAAAUCUAAUCGAAAAACCAAAAAAUUUGAUCAGAAAAUCAGCAUUUGCAAAUGAAGAUAAAAUUGCGUCGAUGACAACUGAAGAGCAAUAUAUCGAUUUAGCUAUACAAAGAAAUGUAUAUGCUCUGAAGAUACAAUUUAACAUUAACUGUAUAUGUACACGUUGUCAUAAUAAUCCAACAAUAACAAUAAUAUAAUAAUAUAAUUAUCUAAUCGCAAUGCUUAAUACGACUAAUAAGUAAUUCACGAACCAUUGCAAACUCUUACGUUUGUAUUUACAUCUUCGAAAAAUAAAGAAUAAAUACAAAUGUCAUUUUAAAUUAUAUUAAAGUGAUUUUUUAUAAGAGAGAAAAUGAACAAACAUUGUCGAUUACAUUUCGUCUAUGUACUAUUAUACUUUAUAAGGAAUAUAUAAGGAAUAAAUGGAAAAUGAAAGGACGCAUUAAAUUUUUAAGAAUUUUCAAUUUUACGUUGAC